Molecule: messenger RNA, 2513 nt
Organism: Hordeum vulgare subsp. vulgare (domesticated barley)
Lineage: Eukaryota; Viridiplantae; Streptophyta; Magnoliopsida; Poales; Poaceae
Product: transmembrane 9 superfamily member 12-like
Exons: 2
Coding region: 180-2165 (661 amino acids)
Biological process (GO): protein localization to membrane
Cellular component (GO): membrane
Source: RefSeq, a predicted model, not a curated record
UCGCCAAAAAUAUCUCGACCCCCCUUUGCCCACUUUUUCCGUGCCCUCGUCCCCGUAUUUCCCCCUCCCCGGAUCCACCCAUCCCGUUCGCCAGCUCCGCCCUCGCUGCUUCCCCGUGCGCCACCGUCAGGGUAUAGCUCACACAUGUUCUAGAUCGUUUGUCAGAGUUUGUGCUUCAGAUGGCUGGGGCGCUGCACAGUUCUUGUUGUCCGGCUCUGUUAUUGUUGGCUGUGCUGUUAGUCACUUUGUCUCCUGGCAAUGCAUUCUACUUGCCUGGCAGCUACAUGCACACAUACUCACAAGGUGAGGAUAUAUGGGCAAAGGUUAAUUCACUCACGUCCAUUGAGACCGAGAUGCCGUUCAGCUACUACAGUCUGCCAUACUGUCUUCCACCUGGCGGCAUCAAGAAGAGCGCCGAGAACCUGGGCGAGCUUCUCAUGGGUGACCAGAUCGACAACUCACCCUACCGGUUCCGUGUGAAUGUCAAUGAGUCCCUCUUCCUCUGCACCACAAAAGGGCUUAAUGAGAAUGAUGCAAAGCUUCUCAAGCAGCGAGCCCGUGAUCUUUAUCAGGUGAACAUGAUGCUGGACAAUCUGCCUGUCAUGCGUUUCGCUGAGCAGAAUGGUAUCACAGUACAGUGGACUGGCUUUCCUGUUGGUUACACUCCUGCUGGUAGUGCUGAUGAUUAUAUCAUCAACCAUUUAAAAUUUAAGGUCUUGGUCCAUGAGUACGAAGGAACAAAUGUAGAAAUCAUUGGUACUGGAGAAGAAGGAUCUGCUGUCAUUUCCGAGAUGGACAAGAAGGGGAUGUCUGGGUAUCAGAUUGUUGGUUUUGAGGUUGUGCCUUGCAGUGUGAAGCGUGACCCCGAGGAUUUCUCUAAGCUUAACAUGCAUGACAACAUUGAACCUGUGAGCUGCCCGGUGGAGCUUCGAAUGUCCCAAGUGAUCAGGCAACAGGAGAGGAUCACGUUUACCUAUGAUGUAGAGUUUGUGAAGAGUGACAUCAGGUGGCCAUCUAGGUGGGAUGCUUAUCUGAAGAUGGAGGCUGGUGCCAAGGUCCACUGGUUCUCUAUAAUGAACUCCCUCAUGGUCAUCUUGUUCUUGGCAGGAAUUGUCUUUAUUAUAUUCCUGAGAACUGUCAGGAGGGAUCUCACCACAUAUGAAGAGCUCGACAAGGAAGCGCAAGCACAGAUGAAUGAGGAGCUAUCUGGGUGGAAGCUUGUUGUUGGAGAUGUGUUCAGAGAGCCAACUUGCCCGAAGCUGUUAUGCAUCAUGAUUGGUGAUGGAGUUCAAAUUCUGGGCAUGUCAAUUGUAACGAUUGUUUUUUCCACGCUUGGGUUCAUGUCUCCAGCUUCAAGAGGAAUGCUUCUAACUGGAAUGAUUAUUCUCUAUCUAUUCCUUGGUAUUGUAGCUGGGUAUGUCAGUGUUCGGCUAUGGAGGACUAUUAAAGGAACGUCUGAAGGAUGGAGAUCACUGUCAUGGUUAACUGCUUGCUUUUUCCCUGGUGUCAUGUUUACGGUCCUUACUAUCUUAAACUUCGUGUUGUGGGGAAGCAGGAGCACUGGAGCUUUACCUAUAUCAUUAUUUUUCACCCUUCUGGCUCUGUGGUUCUGUAUCUCUGUGCCGUUAACACUUGUCGGUGGCUUCCUUGGUACAAGAGCAGAUCAAAUUGAAUUCCCUGUUCGCACCAACCAGAUUCCUAGAGAGAUCCCUGCACGGAAAUAUCCAUCAUGGCUUCUGGUCCUUGGAGCAGGCACGCUGCCAUUUGGAACCCUGUUUAUUGAGCUGUUCUUCAUUCUGUCGAGCAUCUGGCUUGGAAGGUUUUACUAUGUGUUUGGCUUCCUGCUGAUUGUCCUGCUGAUGCUUGUCAUUGUUUGCGCCGAGGUAUCUGUUGUCCUUACAUACAUGAAUCUCUGUGUUGAGGACUGGAGGUGGUGGUGGAAGGCUUUUUUUGCUUCGGGCUCAGUUGCUCUCUACGUGUUCCUCUACUCCAUCAACUACUUGGUCUUUGAUCUCAGAAGCCUGAGCGGGCCUGUCUCUGCAAUGCUCUACAUCGGCUACUCAUUCCUCAUGGCAUUCGCGAUCAUGCUCGCCACUGGAACCAUCGGCUUCUUGACCUCAAUAUCCUUUGUGCACUACCUCUUCGCGUCUGUGAAGAUCGAUUGAUGGAUGGUUGCUAUAUCAACGGCCUUCUGUAUCUGUAUUGCUAAAAGUAUGUGCAUGAGUUUCACCCAUGAGAUGCGCAGUUUAAUGAGGUGAUUUUGAUCAACUACAGUUGUUUUUAGUAGAGGUUGAUGCCGUUUUUCCGUAGUAAAUGUAGCUUGGUUGUUCAACUGGAGAUGUUCUCUUAGUAGAUUCUGGUCAACUGCUACACUUAUUCAGAUAGAUACUGCAAACCAUAUCUACGAAGUGUUAAGGACCAAUGACGAUGAAAUUCUAAUCUGUGAGUGGCAAGGCAUGAUAGCCACCUAUUUUGUAAAAGAUCUUAAUGUGUGAAAACGACAUUAUUUGCUA